Messenger RNA from Fraxinus pennsylvanica, 1254 nucleotides. The record is from the annotation of a GenBank genome assembly. NCBI's taxonomy places the organism in Eukaryota, Viridiplantae, Streptophyta, Magnoliopsida, Lamiales, Oleaceae.
AUGCCAACAUUCACAGCUAUAGCUUUUGACAGACUGAUAGGACCAGGAGCUGAAAAGUCUGUGAUGCCGGUGAUAAAUGCUUCUGACCUCGCUAGGAGAAAUAGUACUCCAGACUCAAGUCUUGAUAGGAGAAUCAUUUCUCCUAGUUCGAAGCUAGAGAGGGGAGUUAGUGUUCCUCCUAAUCCAAAGCUCAAUAGGACAAAUGGUUCAUCAACUAUGGCUGUUGUAGACCAAAGACACAAUUGGACUCAAAUCUCGCCUGCACUCUAUGCUACACCAGAGUCAACUCCACUUCCUGAUGCCCCGUCUUCAUUUCCUCCAUCUCCUUAUAUCAUUAAUCACAAGCGGCGGGGGCCUCGACUCAUGAAGAGUUUCUCUGAGGAUGAUGUUGCGACUCACCAACGAGCUGUGAAUGAGAAUAAGUUCAAUGAGAAUGGAAAAAAUGUUGAAAAGGAGCUUGUAGGCAUAGCUAAGGAUGACAGCUGUGUUCAUAAUGAGCCUGUGGACUCUUUCGAGGAUAAUAAUUAUACACCAACCAUUCCCAAUGGUGCCGAGGAGGAUCUGAAUGGUGUGUUUGAUGGCGAACAUGGAAGCAGUGAUUUAACCAAUGGUUCAACUGUUAAAAAUAGUGCAGUGAAGUCUGUUGGAUUUAAUUUGCAGCGAGAUAGUGAGGUGGAUGAUUUCUUUGAUACCCAGGACUUGAUGAGUGUUAAGAGCAAUAGUGAAAGUGAGGGUAUUGGUGUAGCAGAACGCUCUUUGAAUUCAAUAACACCAACAGCUGAGUUUUAUGAUGCUUGGGAAGAAUUGUCAUCAGAGAGUGGGCCACAGCCUUCAAUUCCUGAUAUUGAAACUGAUUUGUGUGAAAUAAGAUUGAGUUUGUUGAUGGAGAUAGAGAAGAGGAAGCAAGCAGAAGAAAUCCUUAACGAUAUGCGAAACCAAUGGAAAAGUAUCAGGGACCAGUUAUCUCUUGUGGGGUUGACACUCCCGGCAGAUCCAACUACUUUGCCAGGGGGUGGACAGUCAGGUGAUUCUGCAGCAGAUCUGUGCCAGCAAAUCUUUCUUGCCCGCUUCGUUUCAAAUUUAAUUGGGAGGGGCACUGCGAAGGCUGAAGUUGAGAUGGAGAUGGAAUCUCAGAUUGAGUUGAAGAACUCUGAGAUUGCUCGUUUAUGGGACAGGCUACAUUAUUACGAGGCUGUGAACCAGGAGAUGUCUCAGAGAAACCAAGAAGCUGUAGGUGAGGUCUCUAAACCAUAA